UGUGUCAGUUUGCAGUGGAUGAUGUCAUAGCUAUAAGAGUUUCUGAUCCAAUACCGUGUGACCAGAAGUAUUCACACAGCCAUUCAUACGUAACAUUAUAUAUAUGGUUUGUUUUAAUGUGCGUCAUGUCAUGGUCUGUGCCUAGUACCCUAGGCCUGUUCACCUGGAAACAGUAUGAAUUAUUAAUGGCACUAUAUACGGCAUGUCAGUCAAAUCAUCCUUGUAAAGCCCAGAAAUACGCCUGCUAUUCUGGUGACUAGCAGCCAUGCCAGCUAACAUAACCCCCACCAUCGCCAACGUGACGGGAAACACGACUAUGAACGGAACGAUCAUCAUCGCUCCAUCCAGGAUGCCGCGGGAGGCGGACAGCAACUCCGUCAACUUCUACAUCGGGCUGACGCUCGCCAUCCUGUCCACCAUCUUCAUCGGCGCGAGCUUCGUCAUCAAGAAGAAAGCGCUGAUCAAGCUGUCGCAGUAUGGCACCAGAGCAGGUGAGGGAGGGUAUGGUUACCUGAAGGAGUGGCUGUGGUGGGCGGGGUUUUUCUCCCUGGGGUUCGGAGAAACGUUCAACUUCGCUGCGUACGCCUUCGCACCAGCCACCCUGGUCACGCCACUGGGAGCACUCAGUGUCCUCGUCAGUGCUGUGAUGUCGUCCUACUUCCUGAGAGAGAGGUUGAACCUUCACGGGAAGAUCGGCUGCAUGCUGAGUAUCCUGGGCUCCACUGUUAUGGUCAUCCACGCACCUGCUGAGGCCGAGGUCACCAAUCUGGACACACUGUCACGCAUGCUCAUAGAACCUGCUUUCAUCACAUACGGUGUCAUCGUGGUCAUCAUCUCCCUCGUCCUCAUCUUCUACUACGGGCCGAAGUACGGCAAGACCAACAUCCUCAUCUACAUCGCCAUCUGCUCCAUGAUCGGCUCCCUGUCCGUCAUGGCGUGCAAGGGCCUGGGACUGUCGCUCAAGCAGACGUUCGGAGGGGACAACCAGCUGACCAACCUGCUGACGUGGUUCCUGCUGGCCUCGCUGGUGGCCUGCGUCACGGUGCAGAUGAACUACCUGAACCGUGCGCUGGACAUCUUCAACACCUCCAUCGUCACGCCGAUCUACUAUGUCUUCUUCACCACCUUCGUCAUCAGCGCCUCAGCUAUCCUGUACAAGGAGUGGGAGCUGAUGACAGCCAAGGACAUUAUCGGGACCCUGAGCGGGUUCCUCACUAUUGUCUUCGGGAUCUUCCUGCUGCACGCGUUCAAGGACGUGAACUUUUCCCUGUCCAACCUCCCGACGUUCAUGAGGAGAGACGAGCCGAAAGAGACGCACCUACAGAACGGGAGCACCACGUCAUUACUGCAGGACCCUCAGUCAGAAGAGGAGGUGGUCAGAUGAUCACCGGACGGUGGCUGUUUAAUGUACUUAGGAGGCCAGUCCAGGUUUAUUCCAUGGUUUUUGCACUGAAGGAGGAAAGAAA
This is a messenger RNA of Branchiostoma belcheri (Belcher's lancelet), 1466 nucleotides long. Its product is annotated as magnesium transporter NIPA2-like. Gene Ontology annotation, cellular component: membrane. The transcript is spliced from 5 exons. Lineage: Eukaryota; Metazoa; Chordata; Leptocardii; Amphioxiformes; Branchiostomatidae. The record is from RefSeq and is a predicted model, not a curated record. Gene Ontology annotation, molecular function: magnesium ion transmembrane transporter activity. Gene Ontology annotation, biological process: magnesium ion transport. The coding region runs from base 266 to 1384 and encodes 372 amino acids.